GCUCAAGCAACCGUCGAGUUAGGGCUUUUCUAAAUAUGUUUGGUCUUGAAUUUUCAAGAAUUGACGGAGGCCGUCGAAUCGCUCGAGAGAAUGGAGGCAAAAGCACGGCGGAGCACCAGCGCGGCAGAGCAUCAACGCAUUUCCGACAUCGAUAGCAAGAGCACCGGUUCUAGUGCUUCGACAGAGGACUUUGCACACGCGGCGGGAAAACUGAUCACGGGCGGCGAGAGCACGUGCAUAGUUUCAACGUUGGCUGCAAGACCAUCGGAGCUAGUGCGUCACCAGAGAACUGAUUUUCUGGCGACAUUAAUCCGAUCGGCGGCUUGAAAGCAUCCUUCGACUACAGUCCUGACCUAAAAUCUUGAUUCAAUUGAGAGAUCAGACGCUUCGAUCGCGACAACUUCUGAAUCCAGGUCAGAUCCAAUUUCAAGCUUAAUCGCUUUAGAGUUUUGAAAUUCCUACUGAACUUUGCUAAUCUGAGUUAUAUUUGUUCGAAUUUGAUUUUGAUUGUGGUGGCAUGUAUGCUAUUUGUUUCCUACGUUGAUACCCCGUCCUAUGUUUGAUUGUUUUUGGUACUUCCUAAGUGACACACAACCUUGUAAGUCCUGAAACGUAAUACAAAUAAUCAUGCUUAAGAAAAUGUAUGGAAACGAAUGAGUGCUUCUAGAAAAACAUCUUAAUACUUUUUGUUGUUGUUUCUUUUCUUAGACAGUGUUGGUAGAUUUGGUUUGCUUUGUUGAAAUGGAUAAGAGUUGGAUGGAUAAACAUAGGAUAAUUAGCAUAAAAUGUCACAAACCUAUUCACUUUGUACGAAACGGUUACAAACUUUUAAUUUUACACGUUUCAUUAACAUACGUUUGAGAGAAUAACGAAUGAUCAUUCCGUCCAUCUCCAUCCAAAGAAACUGUUAGUUUCGUCUAGUCAGCACGCCAUAUCACCUACAAUAUUUAUAAAAAUUUAACAACCAAACCCAAUUGAACCGGACAGCCUAACCAAAAAUCCUAAUUCUAUAUCAACCUCACCCUUACACAAAACCCUUAUCCUUCCUGGUCCGCCUCCCCUUCCUCCUCCUUUACAGUGUGUCACCCACUUCCCUCAAAACACCUACCAGCCACCUCUGGAUGAUCAUUAUGAGCUUCUAGAGCAGAAAUUAAAGAAGGAAAAAGAGAAGCGAGGAGAGCGAAGACUUGAGAUGGUUGUGGAAUAGUGGAAGCUCACCUCCAGUCAACCAUAUUUUAAGGCGGAUAUGCAGAAGAGGGUUUCCAGAUCGGAAGGCGGAAGCGAAUCAUUAAAGCCAGAAUAAUUGAUUCGAGGACGCAGAGAUUCCUUGGGAAUUUGGCGGGUGCAUCUAGAUAACCUUCUUUGCCGCCGGUUUGAAGACGAUGAAUUCCUCGUCGGGGACCCAAGUCCGCUAGAGUCGUUGAAUGGCUUGAAUGUUGAUUCGAUGAAUCAUCUCCAGAAUUCUCGGUGAACAGGCCGUCGAAUUCGCCGAUUGCGUUAAGUUAUCUAUUCGAGCCACGCAGUCGAUUGUGAGGUCUUUAAGAGCGGAGAAAACCUUGAUAGUGACAAACCCUAAAUUAGAACCGUCGCGUCAGGUCAAAACACACGUUGAUUACGAGGUGGAAGAUAGGUUUUGGUUUGUGAGAGGAGAGGAGCGGUCGGAGGUAAGGAAAUUGGAAGCGCCGGUGAAAUACUCUGUUGUCGAGGGAAGCAUUAAGGCGGAGAGGGAGAGGAACCGUGCUUUCUGGGGACUAUGGGUGGGUACUCUGUCGGGUGGGUAUAGCGGCAGUGAACCGGUUAGGAUUGUGUGGAUUAAUUAGGAUGAUUAAAUGUUUUUAUUAAUAUUUUUAAUGACGUGUCAUGCUGACUAGGCAAAAAUAACGGAUUAUUGGACAGAAGUGGAUCACUCAAACUUGUUUUACUGAAACGUGCGAAAUUAAAGAUUUGUGACCAUUUGGUACAAAGUGAAUAGGUUUGUGACCAUUUAUAAUAACUACCCGAUAAACAUAGGAAUAGCACCGAAUACAAAGAUGGAGUACGUUGAUUUCUUGAUUUUGCCUUCCAAAAUGCUUCACAUGUUGGAAAGAUCCUCUGUUCAUGUAUCCAUUGUGGAAAUGUGUCUUCACAAACAUACGAAAAUGCUAGAGUUCGUCUUAUUUGUGACGGUUUUCUAAGGGGAUAUUCGAACUAGGUUUGUCAUGGGGAGACGCUUAGUACUAAUGUUUCCACAUCAUGAACACCUAGGUUUUCUAUGACAGCUAUUGGAGUAGAGCCUACCCUUGUCCAACUAAAUGAACCAUUCACAAGAGAAAGACAAGAGUCUAUCACUGCCCAAUCAAAUCCACAUAUGAGAGUGGAUUUAAAUGGGUUGCUUCGUAAUGUGUUUGUGAGUACAAAUCAAGUAAACAAUCUGGAGGAAAUUUAAGAAGAAAUGAUGAUAUUCUAGGAGAAAAUGAUCACAUAGAAGACAUUUUAGAAGAAAAUGAUGACGAGGAAGGGAAAAAUGAAGAUGCAGCUGACAUAGCAAAAUUGCUAAGGCCGACUCCAAUGAAACCCCCAUAAAUGGGGGAGGGAGCUCUCCAAUGCAGCCUGCAAAAAAGCAAAAAACUGCAUUAAUGGAGGUGGCCUCCAUUUGGGUCUCCAAAUAUGGAGGGGGAUAUAUGGGAGUCAGCAUUUAUGGGGGAGAUGGGGGAGCAGAUUGGGGGUGGGGCGGGACAACCGCCCAGCCCUGGCGGUUGUUCCGCCCUUUUUUUCAUUAAGUAUUUAAUUAAUUAUGGUUAUAUAAUUAAUAAGUGGAGGUUAGUGAAUUAAUGUUUGUAUUAAUUAAGUGAAGGUUGUCUAUUUAAUUUGUGUUUAAUAGUUUGGUUAAUUUAUUUUAUUUCCUAAGAUGACUUAAAUUGAAUUCAUUUUAUUUAAAAUUAUGCUUAUUAUCUAGAAGUUGUGUACACAAAAAAUAAUUCGAACUAAGAAUGGAAAAUAUAUUAUUGAAUUGUAAAUACGUUCUUGAAUUACAAAUCAAAUUGUCACCAACUACAACUUUAAAUUGAAUUACAAAGCAUCCCAACAUCAAUACCAAGCAACAACAAUAACUAAUUAUUUACAUGCAAGUUCCAAAUAUGCUCGACCAAGUCCUAACGAAGCCCAUGAUGUGUUGGUGCAGCACGAAGCCUAUUAUUCCUAGCCAAGUACUCAGUUAGAGUUGGAAUAUCUCUGUUGACAUUAGUUGGUUGUGGGUCGUGGACCUCAUAAUCAAGACUAUCUUCCAUCUCAUCGUCAGAAUCAAAUUGCUCAUCCUCGAUUAUCAUGUUGUGCAAUAUAAUGCAUGUCAACAUUAUAUCAUUAAUUGUGGCAACAUCCCAAGAUCUCGCAGGGCCACGAAGGAUUGCCCAUCUAGCUUGAAGAAUUCCAAAGGCCCGCUCUACGUCUUUUCGAUGUGCUUCUUGACAUCGAGCAAACAAGGCUUCUUUGUUUGAGCUUGGAUUGCUGAAUGUUUUCACUAAAGUUGACCAUGAAGGAUAAAUACCAUCAUCCAAAUAAUAACAUUGAUCAUAGGUAUGACUGUUUACCUCAAAUCGUACUCGUGGAGCGGAUCCGUUGAGGAUACGGUCAAACACUGGAGACAUCCCCAGAACAUUGAUGUCAUUAUUCGACCCAGGCGGGCCGAAGAAAGCAUGCCAUAUCUAGGUGUUGUACGAAGCCACUGCCUCGAGAAUGAUUGUUGGUUUACGGUUGUGCCCCAAGUACUGUCAAGUCCAAGAAGUAGGACAAUUCCUCCACUCCCAGUGCAUGCAAUCAAUUGACACAAUCAUACCAGGGAAUCCGCGUUGUGAGGCUUUUUGAAGCAGAAUCCUUAGAUCACAAGGAGUUGGUGCACGAAGGUAUGUCGAUGAGUACAUCCCGACAAUGGCUCUGCAAAACUUCCUGAAGACUUCCAGUACAGUGCUCUCGCCCAUUCGCAAAUAGUCAUCAAGUUGAUCAGCUGGAGAGCCAUAAGCUAGCAUGCGCAGUGCACUAGUAAGCUUUUGCUCCGGCGAUAGACCUAAGUGACCAACGACAUCACUCCUUCGAGAAAAAGAGGGAUCAUACCUCACAACGUCACCCAUUAUGCGAUUGAAUAGUCGUGGCUGCAUACGAAAACGCCUUCUGAAUAUGCGGGCAUCAUAUGUUGGAUUUGGAUUGAAGUAAUCCUGCAUAAGAUGGUUAUGACCUGAGACUCUUUCACGAUCAAUGUAGGUUCAGACAAGUAUUGAUUGAUGGCAAAUGAGGGAUUUGUAUUUAUAUCCGAACAUGCAUCCAAAUUUGUCUUACCUACCAAUGAAAUACCUAACACGUGCUACCUAACAACCUUACCUACCAACGGGCAACGAUAACAUCUAAUGGUCAGAUUCAAACGGUAACAUCUAACGGUCAUAUUCGAACAUGUGCUACCUACCAUUGACAUACCUAACACGUGAUACCUAACAGCCUUACCUACCAACGGUAACAUCUAACGGUUAAUUCUCUAUAUAUUCAGACAUCCUCUCCACUCUCUACAUCUCAUUCUUACUGAAUUGAAAUUUUCUGUCAACUUCAUCACCCUUUCUAUCAUAUUUCUCUCCCUAAAAACCAAACAAUGACAAGCAAGAGAGGAGAGAAUUGGAAAGUGGAAGAAGAUAAGAACUUGUGCAAUUCUUGGGUCAUGAUAUCAGAAGAUGGAGCUGUGGGCGUCAAUCAACGAACUAGAAAGUUUUGGGAUAGAGUGGCGGCGCAAUAUCGAGUCAACGAUCGAAACUUAUCUCGUACCAUCAAAAGUAUGUGUGGUCGAAUGGGCACAAUCACCAAAUUCUGUAAGUGUUGGAAUUCAGCUAUCCAAAGGGCAGAGAGGAAUCAACCAAGUGGCACGAAUCAACAAGAUGUGGUAUGAAUUCUCUGUCACUAUUGCUGUUAUUUUCUAACUCGCUCAUUAGUACGUGUGUUCUAUUUUCUAACUCCUUUUCCAUCUCAUUCAUUCAUACAUAUAGGAGUAUAUGGAAGAACAACUGUAUUUAAGUGAGACAGGGGAGAAGGGUUGGAAUUUUGGUCAUUGCUAGUGGAUCUUGAAGAAAUGCAAAAAAUUCCAUACUAUUAUAGCAAUGCCGUCUUCACAUCAAAAUCGCAUGAGUCAAGGUACUGAUGGUUCUCCCAUGAGUCAAAGUGAUUAAUCAACACCACAGACAGACCUCAAUGACACAGAAAGAGACAAAGAAACUCCCCCUUCGUCGGGAAAACUCCACCCUUCGUCGAAGAGACUCCACCCUUCGUCAUAUCUCGCCCUGCUGGACGCGACAAACAGAAGGCAGCUAAGAAGAAAGGAAGGGGGUUGCUGAGUCAUCAGAGAGCUAUACUGCUCAAUUGCUAGAGUAUGGAAGUGAGAUGAAGGAGAGGCAUGCUUCGAGGACUGAGUAUGAUCGAAAAAGGAUGGAAUUCCAAGAAAAAAAAUCAAAGCGUGACCAAGAAAAGUGGGAAGUUGAGAAAAAAGAGAGGGAAACAACACUAUUUCGGGACAGCCUUGAUCUUCUUGAAAAGGACUUGUCGAAGUUGACACCAAAAAAGAGGAGGUAUUACAAAAUUCAGCAAAACCGGAUUCUAGGAUAUGAUCAAGAUGAUCCCAACUCUGUUCCUAACUAUUCAUCCAACGCAAGUCAGACCGGAGGAGGAGAUGAGAGUGGAGGAGGAGAUGAAGGUGGAGGAGGAGAUUACGGGAAUUACUGUUCCAUUCUGGGCGAUUAUUGACAUGUUAUGUGUUUCAUCUUUAUCAUUUCAAGUGUUGUGUGUUAUUUUUAAGCUUUAUCAUUAGCAAGUGUUGCGUGUAACCUUAAGUUGUAUCAUUUAAAUUAUUAUGUGAACUCCUUUAGCUUUAUCAUUUUCAAGUGUUGUGUGUAAACCAAAAUUAGGUCCAUAAUUUUUUCGCCAAAAAAAUUCGGUCUCGAAAUUUGAAUAAAUUCUAUCGGAAAAUUUGUAUCUUAAAAUAAUGACAAGCUAUACAAAAAUUAACAUUAACGAAUUAUAUUAAGGCUUCGAUAAGUACACUUUUAAGUAAAUGUAAAUAUGGAUAAAAUGGAGAUCCCCAAAUUUGAGGUUGGUAGCAUUGGAGCCAAAUUGUAAAAAAUGGGGGCAAUCCCCAAAUUUGGGGAUGAAGGUCCCCAAGGUCUUGCAUUGGAGUUGCUCUAAGAGGUGUAGAUGAUGAGCUUUAUCCAGGCUGCAAAACAUUUUCAAAGUUUUCAUUCUUAUUACAGUUAUAUCACUUAAAGGUCCUUAAUCGUUGGUCAGAUAAUUCCUUCACCAUGCUUCUUGAGCUCUUGCUUGAUGCAUUUCCGGAAGGUGUAUCCUUGCCGAAAUCCCAUUACGAGGCUCACAGACUAGUGCGGACAUUAGGCUUGGAUUAUGAGAAGAUAGAAGUUUGCCCAAAUGACUGCACAUUGUAUUGGAUUACAACCAAAGAUUUGGAUGCUUGUAAUGUUUGUAAUGAACCCCGAUAUAAGUUUGAGGGAAAGGAUAGGCGAAAGGUGCGAGUAACAAAGAUUUUGCGUUACUUCCCUUUGAUCCCAAGCUUGAAAAUAUACUUUGCUUCUGAGAAAACUGCAAAGCACAUGAGGUGGCUUGAUGAAAGUAGAAAGAAGGACGGACUGUUGCGACAUCCAGUUGAUGGAGAAAUGUGGAAAGAAUUCGAUAAUAUAUAUCCUAGUUUUGCUAGUGAUUCACGUAAUAUCAGAUUCAGUCUCAAUAGCGAUGGUUUUAGUCCACAUAGAAGUAUGAGCAAGAAUCAUAGUAUAUGGCCUGUGGUGCUCAUACCUUAUAACAUGCCUCCGUGGAUGUACCUAAAACAAUCAUCUUGUAUCCUAUCAAUGAUCAUUCUUGGACCAAAAGGUCUUGGAAAUGAUAGUGACACAUAUUUACCGCCGCUAAUAGAUGACUUGAUGAAGAUUUGGUGUCGACCAAACUUUUUUCGUACGUGCUGCCAUGAUGUGGACCAUAAAUGAUUUCCUAGCCUAUGGAAAUUUAUUUGGAUCGAGCACAAAAGGAACGUUUGGCUGCCACAUUUGUAGUAAAUCAACAUAUUCAAGGCGGCUGAAUAAUAGCAAUAAGGAAUGCUCCAAGGUGUUAAAUGUUGAUGAACUCAAAAAACUGCAAACUCGAGUUGUUUUGACUCUUUGCCACAUGGAAAAGUCGUUUGUGCCAUCAUUCUUCCCUGUUAUGGUACAUCUUCUAAUUCAUUUAGUAGAAGAGGCAAAACUCGGUGGACCGGUUCACUCUAUAUGGAUGUACCCUUUAGAAAGGUAAUUCUCCAAACUAUGAGCUGAUGAUUCUUUUAAGUCUAUGGAAAUCAUUAUAUCUCCUGUGUUUGGUAGUAUUUUGGUCAAUUGAAACCUUUUGUACGUAAUUGAACUUCUCCUGAAGGGUCAAUUUCAGAAGGUCACAUUGCGGAUGAAUGUAUGUAAUUUAUUUCCCGAUAUAUGGAAGGAGUGGAAACUCGAUUCAAUCGCCCACUGAGAAAUCCAGAGGCAUCUGUGAAUGAUGAAGCCAUUGAAUUCAAGUUCAACUGUAGAGGGAAACAUAUAGGAAAAGUUAAUAAUAUUGAGUUAAAUGAGAAAAAAGAGCAAGCACAUCGUUAUGUGCUAAGGCUUUGUGAUGAGAUAAAAAAAAACUUAAGACAAUAAGUAUAGUUUUAUAAGUAGUUUUCCAAAGUACUUAAGUCUUGCAAUUUUGCCUAACAUAAUUUCAUAAUUAAGAGUGUUCAUUGAUGAGGAGAAGAGAAAGCGUUGAGGUCACACCUGCCUUAAUGCGAACAACACAGACAAACUAGUGAAUGAAAAGUUUCACCAUUGGUUGAAAGAGAAGGUUCAUUGUCUGUAUAACUCAUACAUGUUAGAUUACUAUUUGUAUUAAACAACUAGGUCUCACUAAAUAUUGCAUAUUUAUUAGGUGUUGACCAAGAACGAUCCAAAUAUUUCGGAAGAUAUUCGAGUCCUUGCUGGGGGUUCUAACAUAAUAGCAAGAAAAUUUUCAGAUUACACGAUCAAUGGUAUUAGGUUUCAUACAAUAUCACAUGACCAAGGUAAAUCUACACAAAAUAGUGGUGUGGUCAAUGUUACAGAAGUUGGAGAAGUGAACUAUUGUGGGAAAAUUCAAAAAAUGAUAGAACUGAACUACUAUGGUAGUUUCAAGGUUGUUCUAUUCAGAUGUGAUUAGGUUGAUAUCCAUCACAGUACGGGAAUCCAGCAAGAUGAGUUCGAGUUCACCCUCCUUAACUUUUCACGGCUGAUUCAUAUUGGUGCAAAACUUGAAGAUGAUCCUUUUGUAUUUUCUUCUCAAGUUGACCAAGUGUUUUACGUGGAAGAUCAUAAAAAUGUUGAUUAGUCUAUUGUUGUUAGAAUUAAGCCUAGAGAUAUAUUUGAGAUGGGAAUGGAUGAGUUGGAGGAUCUGGAAAAUGCUUUUCCUAAUGCUUCUGGAAGCUUAAAUGUCCUAGAUAAUCCCAAUUGGCUGCGAAAUGAUAUGGAUGAUGAAGAGAUUGUGUGAUCUUGUCUUGAACUUUGUUGACUUUGAAUGGAUGUUUGAUUCUGGAAUUUAUCCGUUGUUGUGGAUUCCAUUUUCAUAUUCCCAAAUGAAGGUGAGCAUUGUUCCCAAGAGGAUUUUGGGUGUUUUAACGUUAUUUUUUUCCUGGAUGUUUCUAUUGUUGUGGUAUGCUUAUACCUUUUUGGCUAUUUGUACUUUUUUAUUUUGCAGGAUGACUAUAAGAUCAAGGAAUUUGAAGAAAGUGAGAAUUGUGAC
Linum trigynum is the source of this 8787-nucleotide messenger RNA. The record is from the annotation of a GenBank genome assembly. Lineage: Eukaryota; Viridiplantae; Streptophyta; Magnoliopsida; Malpighiales; Linaceae.